Molecule: messenger RNA, 5321 nt
Organism: Manduca sexta (tobacco hornworm)
Lineage: Eukaryota; Metazoa; Arthropoda; Insecta; Lepidoptera; Sphingidae
Gene: Golgin97
Product: myosin-7B
Exons: 13
Coding region: 229-2037 (602 amino acids)
Cellular component (GO): Golgi apparatus
Source: RefSeq, a predicted model, not a curated record
UGACACUUGACGUAUCGUCAAACGUCAACUUGUUACUAUUGAUGAGUGGUUUUCUUGUAAGAAUUUCUGUAUUAUUUUUCGUAGAUUAUUGUUAAGAUCUUUUAAUAAGCAACUAUGUUUUACAUUAGUCUUUGGUUAAAAGAUAGGAUACAAAUUUCAACGUGAAAAUUAAUCUGUUUGGGCAAAGAAACUUGAACUAAUUGUUAAUUGCGCCUUUUACAUGCUACAAUGUUCGCUAGUCUGAAAAGUAAAAUAAAAGAAGAAACUGGAAGUGACAUCAGUAAACUGACCAGUAGUUGGCGUAGCGGUGCAUUUUUGGGUAGAAUUACGCUAAGGGAUGAUUCGUCAACAGCAAGCCCUUCCAGUUCUGGAGGAAAUGGAGACUCCGCCUCAGAUUCAAUAUCGCCGCAGCUGGAAUCAUAUUUGUCAGACCGCACGGGAGGUAGAAUUGACCAAGCGGCUUUACAACAACAGUACUCAACACAGCUUGAGAAUAAGCUGCGGGAGAGAGACACAUACUGGGAACAAAAGAUUGAGGAGUUGAAACUAUCACUGGCUUCGGUACAAGGUGAGGAGGCGGCGGCGGCACAAGCUGUUGCCCGUACAGCGCAAGCAGAAGCAGCCAAGGCAGCAAGCCAACGGGACCAAGCUGAGAAACAACUGGCUGAACUGCGCUCGCAGCUCUCUGCUGCAGAACGCGCACAUGAUAGACUUGAUGCCCUCACUGAGGAGCUGGAGCAAGCGCGCAGGGAGUGGGCGCGCGAGCGGUCGGAGCUGCGCGCGGCGCUCAGCGCGGCCGAGGCGCGCGAGCGGGACCAGGCCGACGACCUCGCGCUGCUCCGCGCCGCGCUGCCGCCCGCCUCCGAACACCACCACAUGCGGGACGACGACAAACGCGAAGUGAGUCCGACGGGUUGCGCGGAGUACGACCGCCUGUGUCGCGAGCGCGCCGUGCUCACCAGACAGCUGCAGGAAGCCAAGAUGGCGCUGGCGGACGUCAAAACGUCCUGGAGCGGGCAAAUCGCAUCUCUUGAGACACAGGUGGCGCGACUAUCGCGUCAAGCUGGCGAGGAAGGAUCGGAGAGGAGACGAGUCGAGUUGGAGAAGAAAGAGUUGCACGAGAAACUAAACGACAUGGCGAUCGAACUAGAAAAGACUAAACAGAACCUUAUUAAUAGUGAGGCAAAGGAUAAGACUAUGGAGCUUCAAACCCGCAUAGAAAAAUUAACAGAAGAAAACAAAGAACUGACCGAAGCAUUAGAAAAUGAACGGACGCUAGUGAAGAUACUGCAAGAGAAGGUAGAUAAAGCCGAUCGAUUGAACGACGAACAAAAGACUGAGGUGAAUCAUCUCAACUCUAUCGUGACGGAGAUACAACAUGAUUAUAUUGAUGCACAAAGGAAGUUUGAAAAAGAGAAACGUGAAAAGGACGAAGCUUUACUGCGAAACGCACAUAUGUCGCAAACUAUUGAAAUGAGUCAAUGUAAUGUGAGAUAUCAGGAAACGGAAAUAGCUGAUCUAAAAGCGAAGAUUACAGAAUUAGAAGGCGUUAUUGCGCAACACAAAGAAAAUCAAGCGACGUGCAUGCUGAUAAAGGAAAACGAAGAGGCUCGUAAAACAGAAAUCGAAGAGUUGAAAAGGAGAAUACAAGAAUUUACGGAAAGCGAAACAGCUCUCAAAAAGACAAUACAAGACUUAGAAAUAGAAAUCUGUGAUAAAAAUAAGAAAAUAAAAACUUUAGACAACAGAAUAUCUGACAUGAAGAAAACGUUACAAAGAGAACUCCAAAGCAGUAAAUCAGAUCUCACGUCGGCAGAGGAGCAAGACAUUAGCAGACGAUAUCUAAAGCACGUGGUGCUGCGGUUCCUGACGGCGCGCGAGCUGGAGGCGCGGCAGCUCACGCGCGCGCUCGCCGCGCUGCUGCGCCUCUCCGCGCACGAGGAGGCGCUGCUGCGCGCCGCCGCGCCGCGCUCCGGCCUCGCCGCCUGGCUGCCCUCGCUGCCCUCGCUCUCCUCGCUGCCCUCGCUCAACACUUGAUCCCACACGCUCCGCCCGCACCGCACACCGCACCUCUGAAUAACUGGUACUUAUUAUGAAGAUGUUGACUUACAGAACCGACCUUACCUAUACAUACCUUUCGGGUGAAAACUUAUUUGGCACCACUUUUUCUGGCAACUUUUUUUAGAACUUCAUUGUAUUUUUGUUUGCAAAAUGAUUGACAAAUUCAUUGAAUUUUGUACAUUUAUACUUAUUAUCAUAAUUCGUUAAACACCUAUCAUUAUUUUAUUAUUUAAUAAAGGACAGAAGAUUCGCUUACAAAACAGCUACUAGUUCAAAUUGAUAAGCUCUUUUAACAAAAUUCGAAUCCUAUUUUUCUUGAAUUCUAUUUUUCAUAAAAUAAAUUAAAUUCAACAAGAGUCAACAUCCCUAUUCAAAUAAACUUAAACUUAAUAAAUCUUCAGUUAUAUCCAUAUUUUCUACACUCUUAAAUUUACAAACAAAACAGUAUUUUCUUAUUUCAGUAUAAAAUUUUGUGAUAUUAUGUCUUUUUCUCGGGACUAAAUCAUAAAUAUAUUUUCCAUGGCGUAAAAUACAUUUAAAACCUUUCCAGAAAAUAUGUCGAUGUUGGCAACACAGGUCUCAAAGGUGUAUUAAGUUUAUUUAUAUUUUAUACGAGCAACUUUUUCUUUUGUGAUAUUACAUUUUAAUUAGUAUUAUACUUUAAAGGUAGUUUGAAAAUCGUUUUUUUUUUAUCACUUAGAUUCCUUAUUUUUAUAGUGAUAAGUUAGUGUCCUAUACUAUGUUGAACUUUAUUUUAAACAUAUUCAAAUAUAAUAAAAAAGAAGAAAAAAAUUCAAAUCAAAUCAAAAAUUUUGUGAAAGCAGCAUUAAAAACAGUUGAAAGAAGCAGCAAGGAAUAAAUUUAUAAUAUGAGACAAAUUGACCCUUAUAGACCUAUCUGCCUCACUAAGCCACUGCACACUUACAUUGAAAUACCCGCAUUACCUAAGUACCUUUACCUUUUCAAAACUUCCUCUAUAAUUUGUAUAAUGAAAGUUGGAACUAUAAUUCUACCAUAAAUAACUUGUCUUGCUUUCGUUGCAAGUACGAUUAAAAAUAUAAUGCUAUUAGCAGCUGUUUUCAAAAUAUUUAUUGUAUGUCCAUAAUGUUCAAUUUGUAUUGUCCCUACUUAACUUUAAAGCACUGUAAUUAAUUGUUGUAUACAAAAUACGUGAGGAUAAAUGAGAUGAGUCUAUUUAUAGUCUAGAGAUGACGCUAAAUUUAUUUCGUAAGUAAUUAAGUAUAUUAUUGUGAAAAUAGUUCAGACGUUAGAACUGUUUUAAUGUGGACUAAAAACUUAAAUUACAGUAUUAUAAUUAUUUUUAUAUUGUUUAUUCCAUUUAAGAGUAUAAUUUAUAGGUUAUUGUAUCUCAAAAUUUUAUAUACUUUAUAUUUUCUCUUUGCUUCUCAAUGAUACCUUCCUUUUAAAUUAUCUUCUAGAGAUAUGAAUGUUAAAAUGGUAAUGUACAAUAAGUGUACAAAUUUGUAAAAAAAUAUCUACAUUUUUCUAUCCGAUUGACUCAGUGUCCUAUCGAUAUGAAUACAUCACACAUUAUUUUUCCUUGCCAUCAACCUGGUUCUUUUGUAAUAUGUUACGGGACUGACCUCUCAAGGAUGGAAUUUAUUGAGUAUACUGAAAAUUAAAAUCGAUAUCGAUUACAACUCUAACAAUGACGCUCUUUAUUCGAAUACAUAUAUUCCGGUUAUGUCGUAAGAUGCGAAUGUAUAUCGUAAGUGUUCCAACACCAUUCUAUUGUAUACCUAAGAGUUCUAAUCAUAAUAUUGUUUUUUGAACAGCCUUAUUGUAUUUUAUAAAAGGAUAUAUUAUUGAAGUUGCCUUAUUAGUCGCUAGUCAUUAUUUGAAUGUUUGUUACUGGUUUGCGUUUGCGUCGACCUUGUCAUUUCAAUUGUGAAUUUUUAUAAUUAUGUAUAUUUAUAUUUUUUGGACUAAAUAUAAACAUUUAGUGUAGUGGAUGCACCUUUACCUAAAAUAGUAAGUACAUAUAAAUUAUGAAGCAAUAAGUCAUUGGUUAGUUAUAACUUAUAACUCGGUACAUUUCAUUGGUUAGCGGCCACCACACACAUUGCAAACCUACCUUAGUUAUUCGUAUCCGCAUAUCACGUGUAGACAUGGCAGCCAGUGUAAAAAUAAACAAAUCAAGUCACAUUAUAGUUCGAUAUAACUAUAGUGACUACUGCGAUCUUAUCAUUUCUUUUUAUAGUUUUGGUUUGCAGUGCACUAUACAGCACCAUAUCGAUUAUAGUUCAUCAAUAUUACCGACGGUCUUAGUAAUUUAAUCCUGAUACUAAAGAGUGGACACGAUCAAAUCUAUUAUUCUUUUUUAUACCAAAAAAAAAUUGUAAAAAAUACGUUUCACAGAACAAACCACUGGCUGUGUAAGUAUUUUUAGACGGUCUUGAUGUUUUACGAAGAAUAUGUUAGAUAGCAAAAAUAAAACGCACUGUUAUUAUAGGGGAAUGUAAAAACAAGAAUACUAACUUACGCGCUGCCACGAGGAUCGUAAGCAAAAUGUAUUUAGGAAACACAUACAUUUUUUUUUUGGCGUAUCGUUUAGUGGAGUCAUGACUUAUCGCAAUAACUGUACGAUGGCAGUCGUUAUGGCAUAUGACGAUACAUAUCACACAUUAUUAUGCAAAUAUAGCCACUCUAUUUCACGUGAUGUUUGAAACAGUAUUAGUACUAUAAUGGAAAUAAACCUCAGUGUGUUGUAUUUUUAAAUUUUAUAAGUGAUUUAAUAUACAUGGUAUUUAUCGAAAAAAUAUGACUACACAUAAAAAAUCAGCUGUCAAGAAUAAUUCUAGCAUUAAUACCAAUCCGUGAAGUAUUAAACCGAGUCAAGUCUUAGAGUAAAUUUUACUACCGAUAACGAUUCGCGAAAACGUACAAUCAUCGGUCCGAGAAAUGACAUAGUCAGCUACAUAAAUAAUGUGGUGUAACGUCGCGUCAGCUCAGUAUGUCUGCCCCUCAAGUACUACAAUAUGUUAUAGGUGCCUUUAUAGUUACAAAAAACAUAAAACUCAAUAUGAAAGUUUUAGCACGACGCUCAAACAUACAAUAUAGUUGAGAGAUUGAGAGUUAGCUAACCAACGCUUAUUACAAUGUGUUGAAUGCUUGUUGCAGCCAGACACGAUAUACUUUUAGUCAAUUGAAGGCGCUUUUGUAAGAUAUACACGUUGAAAGAUCUGCCGAAUGUAAAUUCUGAAUAGUGUUAGCUUGUUUACGUUAAGAGUCUGUUAAAA